AUGAGAGUCGAAACAUGCCACUUCUGCUCUCGCCCGGUAUACCCUUCCAAGGGUAUCCAGAUGGUUAGACUGGACGGGAAAGGCUUCCGGUUCUGCCGCUCAAAAUGCCACUCCAACUUUAAGCUGAAGAGACAACCGCGAAAGCUCAAGUGGACCAAGGCUGGCCGCGCAGCCAACGGCAAGGAAAUGAUCGUCGACUCGUCGCUCGUCCUAUCCCAGUUCGCAAAGAAGAGAAACGUCCCUGUCAAGUACGACCGGAAUCUUGUCGCCUCGACGGUCAAGGCCAUGGAGCGGGUGGAGGAGAUCAGAGGACGCAGAGAACGGGCAUUCACGAAGCGCCGCUUGGCGGGCAAGCUUGCGCGGGAACGCAAGCGCGAAGCGGACAGGAAGGUUGUUGCGGAGGGCGAGCAUCUUAUUCGCAAGGAACUCCGCGAGAGAGAGGAGGGAGGGCCGCUCGUCGAAGAGGGUGCAAAGGUUGCCAGCAAGGUCCAUGGAGAGGAGAGACUCCGGCAGAAGAAGAAGACCAGAGUCUUGGUGGAUGGAACCACACAGGACGAGAUGGAUAUGGAUUAG
Molecule: messenger RNA, 573 nt
Organism: Aspergillus puulaauensis
Lineage: Eukaryota; Fungi; Ascomycota; Eurotiomycetes; Eurotiales; Aspergillaceae
Gene: RLP24
Product: ribosomal eL24 family protein
Exons: 2
Coding region: 1-573 (190 amino acids)
Biological process (GO): ribosomal large subunit biogenesis
Cellular component (GO): nucleolus
Source: RefSeq, a predicted model, not a curated record